This is a messenger RNA of Lytechinus variegatus (green sea urchin), 2555 nucleotides long. RefSeq names its product rhodopsin-like (gene opn4). Gene Ontology annotation, molecular function: G protein-coupled receptor activity. The coding region runs from base 935 to 2380 and encodes 481 amino acids. Gene Ontology annotation, cellular component: membrane. Lineage: Eukaryota; Metazoa; Echinodermata; Echinoidea; Temnopleuroida; Toxopneustidae. Gene Ontology annotation, biological process: visual perception; G protein-coupled receptor signaling pathway. The record is from RefSeq and is a predicted model, not a curated record. The transcript is spliced from 4 exons.
UAUGAUGCAUUAUAUGGUCGGCAUUCCUCGUUGUGUACUAGGAGCCAAACGUCACGCUUUGGGGAAUGUCUGUUCAUCCUGAGUAGAUUUUUUUUAUUUAAAAAAAAUAGUUUUCAGAAAAGAAAACCGAGCUGGUUUGUCUUGCCGGCUGGUAUCUUAGGGGUUUUAAUUUCAAUGCGUCUAAGAAUACCAAGGUAUUCCGUUCCGUCAACCCCUCUGCGAGUUUUUGCAAGGAUUCCGUUUGAAUUACAUCAGGUUUAAUCGAAGCAUCGUAUAUCACGACUUGCAACGUUUCCCUCUCUGCUUACCCAAUCCCUCAACAAGACACGUGCCAUUCGCUCCAUCUUCUCUCUCCUCUUCUCUCCCUCUCACGCACACUUCUUCAGUAAGACUUUUCGUUUCUCUUUAAGCUGUGCUCAGCGUCGCAUUCCCUCCCAGAAACCGCACGUCCAUUUGCCUCUUAAACGGGUUCCAUCAACGCAUGAAACUCUCGAAUCAAAUUAUCCACUAAGAGAUAACGAGGAUCAUUAACAAUUACAUUUCUGACCGUCGCAAACACUUGAAAGAUAUCCCACAGUAUCGGAAAAGAGGGAGACGCUUGCGUGGAUUUGCGAACGAAGAGCGCGAACUUCAUAUCUCCGUUAGAUUGUUAUUUCAAAGUUCGUUCACUUAGCACAUUGCUGUGCAGACGACCAUAACAUCACCUGUUAUCGUUAUCGUCUAUAUCUCAAUCGUUCGAUCGGGCGGUGCGUUCAACUGCCUUAUUUUUACCCAAAAACAUGGAAUUCUGCAAAUCUUAACAAAGGAAGACGCUGUUUCCUUUUGUAUUGGAAGACCUCUUCGCUUUCAACGCAUUUUUAGGCGUGUGACUAUAACAUCAAACAGAAAUAUCACCAGUUUAGAAAGAAUCGUUUAAAGAAACUUCUUGUUCGAAAUGGAAAAUGAUACGACCACGGCGGUGAUGUGGACCACGGAGAAGGAUAUGACGGGAAUGACGACGAACGCCACGACGCCGAUGGCCUCGACCACGGCCUUACCUCUACCACCAUUCCUCGAUCACGGUCUUUCCAUCGUACUCGUAUUUGCUUUCAUCUUCGGUAUCGCUGGCAACGGAGCCGCCAUCAUGAUCUUCGUCAAGACCAAGUCUUUGCGGACACCACCCAACAUGUUGAUUGUGAAUCUUGCCAUCAGUGACUUUGGAAUGGUCAUUACCAACUUUCCUCUCAUGUUUGCUUCAACUAUAUACAAUAGAUGGCUCUUCGGGGAUAUAGGUUGUCAGUUUUACGCCUUCUGUGGAGCUCUGUUCGGCAUCAUGUCCAUUGCCAAUAUGACUGCAAUUGCACUGGAUAGAUACUACGUGAUCUGUUGGUCUCUGGAGGCGGUACGUUCGGUGACUCAUCGACGGUCUAUGAUCAUCAUUCUCAUAGUGUGGGCUUAUGCAAUCUUCUGGUCCAUUCCACCGUUCUUCGGCGUAGGGUCCUACGUCCUGGAGGGCUACGGUCUCGGCUGCACCUUCGAUUUCAUGACGCAGGAUCUCAACCAUUACCUCCACGUUAGUUUCCUCUUCGCCAGCAGCUUCGUCGUGCCAGUCACCAUCAUCGUCGCCUGCUUCACCCGCAUAGCCGUCACGGUGAGGAAGCAUCGGCACGAGCUAAACAAGAUGCGGACACGACUCACCGAAGACAAGGACAAGAAGCAUAAGUCGUCCAUCCGUCGCGCCGACAAGGCCAAGACCGAGUUCCAAAUCGCAAAGGUCGGUUUCCAAGUCACCAUCUUUUAUAUCCUCUCCUGGUUGCCUUAUUCUGUAGUCGCUGUCAUUGGUCAGUACUUCGACCCGGAUUUACUGACACCGUUGGGAACGGUCGUGCCGGUUAUCUUCGCCAAGUGUUCAGCUAUCUGGAACCCGAUCAUCUAUUGUUUGUCGCACGAGAAGUUCAACGCGGCGUUGAAGGAGAAGCUCAUGGAGAUGUGCGGGGUGGAGCUUCCGUCGAAGCAUCGAAGCAUGGGGUCGCAGGAAUCUUCGGUUACCGGCCGACGGGGGAUGCAUCGCCAGAAUUCUUCGACGCUGUCGGAAUCCUCCGUCUCCAGCACGGUGGAGCAGGACGCCAUGGAGCUGAAGGACCGGAAGCAGGGUCCAGGUCCAGCCACCGUGAGGGUCCAGCAGGAGAAGGGGGAAGCCGCGGGGACGUAUCGGAGGAACCCCGAGGAAGUCACCUUUUCCAAAGACACCGGAGCUGAAAUCGAAGAGAAGGGCAGGGGCGAUCAGGGCCAGCGUGACGAUAGAGUAAAGCAACAUGGAGAAGGGCAAAUGGAUCAGUGGAGCCAACCGCCUCCCGCUGCUCCGGGGGUCAAUGAUAAGGAAUACCUUACAAAGAUGUAGAUUAGGCCUGUCAUGUGAUUUGAAUAUUAUUCAUCGGGUGGUCUACUGUCUUUAGCUAUUUGAUCUCUCCUGUUUAACCCAUCUCCCUUUAUUAAACAAUACUGGAGAUUGUUUAAAAAAUGAUAAUAGGAAUAAUACCACCCGCAAAAACAGCAACAAUGAUAAAUAUUAUAAU